Quercus robur (English oak) is the source of this 3081-nucleotide messenger RNA. RefSeq names its product cysteine-rich receptor-like protein kinase 28. The transcript is spliced from 11 exons. Gene Ontology annotation, biological process: protein phosphorylation. The record is from RefSeq and is a predicted model, not a curated record. The coding region runs from base 452 to 2887 and encodes 811 amino acids. Gene Ontology annotation, molecular function: protein kinase activity; ATP binding. Lineage: Eukaryota; Viridiplantae; Streptophyta; Magnoliopsida; Fagales; Fagaceae.
GGCUUCUCUCUGGCUUAAGCAAGAGAUUUACACGGCCUUUUCUCUCAUUUUUUCUCUUCCUUCAUAUGAGAUUACUCAUAACCCAACCUCUCCAUUCACUUAUCCCACCCACCUCUCUGACCCAAUAUAAACUUAUCCCACCCACCUCUCUGACCCAAUAUAAAAUCACUUCCUUGACUUUUUCUGAGACCCAGCCUUUAUAUCAAACUCUAGUGGUGUUGUUCAUCUCAUAAUCUCACGCGUGGGGCACGGUUGAGAGAAGAACCCAUCCAAGCAAAGAUCUAGCACCACCGACACCUUCAUCUCUCACCUGCGUCGACAUCAGUCAGUUCAUCAGCUCCGACCUCUGCCCAGGGGUAAUUUAAGAGAUUCAGCUUUAGCCUAGUAAAGGACUAAAUCUCAAAGGCUUAAAGAGUUCCCGGAGCAUGAUUCACCAUUAAUAAAGACCAGCAUGGAUGAUGCCUUAGAAUCAAUUUCGGUUCUAAAAGCAUGGGUUGUCGGUGUUUUGGUGAUUGGUAUUCUUGACAACUGGAAACUAGCUGAAGGAAGUAAUGAACAUGCAGGAAGAAAACUUGUUGAUCAAGCUUCAGGAUUCAUAAGCAUUGAUUGUGGGGCAACCAAAGAUUACUUGGAUGAAGACACUGGUAUAUCUUACAAGUCAGAUACAGGUUUUGUAGACACUGGGAUAAAUAAAGUCAUAUCCCCUGAAUACCACUCUUCAAAUACUGAUUUCGGGCAGCAAUUAAUAAAUCUGAGAAGCUUUCCCCAAGGAAAAAAUAAUUGUUAUACCCUCAAACCUGAACAAGGGAAAAGCAGCAAUUAUCUCAUUAGAGCUAUCUUCCAAUAUGGAAAUUAUGACAAGAAGAAUGAAAUUCCAACGUUCGAGUUAUAUGUCGGAGACAAUUAUUGGACCACAGUGGAAAUGAGUAGCGUUCCAUUUAUGUAUUUUCCCGAUAUCAUUUAUGUUCUCUCAUCUGACACCAUAUUUAUCUGUUUGAUAAACACGGGAUCUGGAAUACCUUUCAUUUCGGCCUUGGAGUUACGUCCUUUGGACAAGUCCCUUUAUCCAUGUGACAUUGGAGCGUUAAACAAUGGCUGGCGAUACAACUUAGGCACCACAAUUGAUAAGGUGGUUGUCAGGUACAAGAACGAUGUCUAUGGUCGCUUGUGGUAUACUUCUAGUGCGUUGCCAAACUCAGUUCCGAUCAAUACCUCAGUUAUUGACAUACAAAACAACAAUGAUAGUUAUCAACUACCAUCAGAAGUAUUGAGAACUGCUGUCCAGCCAUCUAGUGGUUAUCGUUCCUUAAGUUUUAAUGGCACGCCCAAUUACAUUGGAGAAGCUUAUGUUUGCUUUCACUUUGCUGAAAUUGCAAAACUUACGCAAGGAAAGAAAAGAGAAUUCAUUAUUGAUGUGAAUGGAGGAAGCUAUAUCUCAGAACCUAUAACUCUUGACUACUUAAAGCCACUGUCCAUAUGUCUCAAUCAAACAUUCGAUGGGCAAUUUAGUUUUGUUAUUAGUGCAACAGAAAGUUCUUACCAUCCUCCCAUCCUCAACGCGUUUGAGCUUUACAGAGUAAUUCGUUGGUUUGAACAUGACAAACCAACCAACUCAAGAGAUGAUGGCGAAACGGACGUGAGGACGAACAGGUGGCGAGCAAAUAAGUGGUGGAUAUGGCUCAUUGUGGCAGUAGGGGGAAUCAUGAUCGCCUUUUUGUGCUUAUUAUUCUAUGCAAAAGUGAAAAAAAACAUAGCGGAAGGGGAGAGAAAGAAGAAACAAAAGAUACUUCUACAAGAACUUAGAGGUAAUGCAAUAUCGUCCACUGUACGUGACAAAGUGAAGAAACGAAAUAAUGAUAGGCAAGAUAGCCAUGAGUUGCAAAUCUUCAGCUUUGAAACCAUUUCUGCUGCCACAAGAAAUUUUUCAACUGAAAAUAAAUUAGGAGAAGGUGGUUUUGGACCAGUUUAUAAGGGUGAAUUAUAUGAUGGGCAGAAAAUAGCAAUAAAGAGACUCUCAAGAAGUUCUAGACAGGGAUUGGUAGAGUUCAAGAAUGAAGCUAUUCUUAUUGCCAAACUCCAACACACAAAUCUUGUAAGACUGUUAGGGCUUUGCAUUGAGCAAGAAGAAAAAAUUCUAAUCUAUGAGUACAUGCCCAACAAAAGCUUAGACUUCUUCCUCUUUGAUUCUACUAUGAAGUCUUUAUUAAAUUGGAAAAAACGCUUCAACAUCAUUGAAGGCAUUGCUCAAGGACUUCUUUAUCUUCACAAAUAUUCAAGACUAAGAGUAAUUCACCGAGACUUAAAAGCAAGCAAUAUUUUGCUUGAUGAGGAUAUGAAUCCAAAAAUUUCUGACUUUGGCUUGGCUAGAAUAUUUGGGUUAAAAGGAUUAGAAGAAAACACAAAUAGAAUUGUUGGAACAUAUGGUUAUAUGUCUCCAGAGUAUGCCAUAAAUGGUAUUGUUUCAAUAAAAACUGAUGUAUUUAGCUAUGGAGUCCUACUAUUGGAAAUCGUGAGCAGCAAGAAAAAUAAUAGUUGCUAUCACUCUGAGUAUCCGCUCAACCUUAUAGGAUAUGCAUGGCAGUUAUGGAAUGAAGGGAAAGGUUUGGAACUUAUAGACCCAACAAUAAUAGAUGAGUCAUCCCCUUCAUCUGAAAUAUUGAGAUGCAUUCAUGUUGGUCUUUUAUGUGUACAAGACCAGGCAGCAGAUAGACCUACCAUGCUAGAUGUUGCAACUAUGCUUUCAAGUGAAAUUGUUCAACUGCAUCCUCCAAAACAACCUGCAUAUCUUAUCAACAUUGUUCAAGAAAAAUCAUCAGAGGUUUCUGAAAUUAUGCCAGGAAAUUGUUCCAUUAAUGAUGUUACAAUUUCAGAGAUGAAAGCAAGAUAAAUACUAAGUGAGGGUGGUUACAAUACCACCGGGACUUUUAUUCUUGCAAAAAAAUAUUUUAUAUAAACAAUUUGUUUUAAACUAAACUGUUCUGUCUAUCCAACUUGAGAAUUUCAAGAAUUUGGAUUCAACAAAUAUUAAAUAAUGUACAUCUACAGUAUUUUUAUUAUAAUUGUACGAGGAAUUAUUGGUUA